Messenger RNA from Diabrotica balteata, 891 nucleotides. The record is from the annotation of a GenBank genome assembly. Lineage: Eukaryota; Metazoa; Arthropoda; Insecta; Coleoptera; Chrysomelidae.
AUGACAGAUCAGUAUAUAGCAGAGACCGUCAAAGAAACAACAAAACAAAGAACAAGAAUUAGAAAGGAAUGUGAAAAGGAGGACGGCAUUAGCCGGAGGAAAUUUACUAGAAAUUAUUUUUUAACUACUGAUGAAAACCAGUCUAUUGAAAUAUGUCAAGCGAUGUAUCUUCAAACGUUUGAUUUAACUUUAAAAAAAGUAAGGAUAAUUGUCGAGAAAAAAAGAGCUAGUCAAUCUAAUAUCUGCCCAAUGGAUGGGAGAGGAAAGCAUUUCAAACAUUCUAAAAUCCAGACAGAUAGAAAAGAUGUGAUUAGGAAGCAUAUUAAUAGUUUUCCGGCUUAUAAUAGCCACUAUUCCCGGGAACGUACUUCCAAAAAAUACCUAAGUCCCGAUCUUUCAGUGGCAGAAAUAUAUCGUCUUUAUUGUAAAUAUUGCCGAAACAAUAAUAUAAACCAUGAAAAGGAGUCAAUGUAUAGAAAAAUAUUCAAUGAAGACUUUAAUCUUUCCUUUCACAGUCCGGCAAAUGACACUUGUGCUAAGUGUGACCAGUUUAAUGUAAGUCUAAGAAGUAUGGAAAGUAAGCAACUAACUAAAGAAGAAGAAGACGAACAGGGAAAGCUUUUAAUGGAGAGGGAAAAACAUUUAGAUUUAGCUGAGACUGCUUACAAGCAAAAGUCGAGGGGUUCUACUAGAAAUCGAAAAAACGAAAUGGAAAUUGAGCAACCAGAACCCAUUAAUUCAGAACCUUUGCCUCUAGCCGACAUUAAAGUAAAAGAUUUGUUGGGUUUACUACCGUACAUUAGUAAAUACAACAGGCCAUUUUAUCAAAAUCUUAAAAAAUCAAAUGACAUCGAUGCUGACAUUAUUCCAGUUCCAGACAUCAACGACUAA